AUGGGAGAAUUAGAGAGUUAUUCAACUGAUACUGACAGACCAAAUAUUAUUUAUUCUGAUGAAAUAGCUUUAAACCAACAAGAUUUUCCCAAAAGACCUUUAGACCAAGAUAGCAAACUCGGAAAACUUGACUCCAUCAAAAAGCCAGUUGCUAGAGGUGAUUCGGUUAAGAAUUUGAAAAGACUUGAUUCUAAUAGCGGUUCUGUAACUGUUAAAAAACCUUUAACAAGAUAUGAAAAAUUUCAAGCUUGGAUGGUUAAUGAAGGAAAUCGAAAAAUAUUUUUUACAAUUUGGAUUUUACUUCAUGGAUUAGUUUUUUCAAUGGCGUUUUUGAAUUUCUUAUUUAGUGAUAAAUUGUCAACAGCUCGUAAUAGUUUUGGUAUAACAUAUCCAAUUGCUCGUUCCUCGGCCUUGGUUUUACAUGUAGAUGCAGCCCUUAUAUUAUUUCCAGUUUGUAGAAAUUUGAUUUCUUUAUUUCGUACAACUCCAUUAAAUACCAUCAUACCAUUUGAUGAAAGUAUCGAGUUUCAUAAGGCUAUCGGCUGGUCAAUAUUAUUUUUCUCUUUGGUACACACAAUUUCUCACUGGGUAAAUUUUGCAAGAUUGACUAUUGAUUUGAAUGAAGAUUUCAUCUAUUUUUUGAAAUUAAAUUUUUUAAGUGGUCCUGGCGCAACUGGUUAUGUUAUGUUGAUAUCUUUGCUUAUAAUGGUCUAUACAGCUAUGGAUAAACAGAGACGUAGAAAUUUUAAUAUGUUUUGGUAUUUGCAUCAUCUAUUUGUACCUUUUUUUGGUGCAUGGGCAUUCCAUGGAUCAUUUUGUAUGAUAAAACCUGAUAGACCACCAUUUUGUGAUGAAAUUGCUUCGUUUUGGAAAUAUUGGAUAGCGUCUGGUACAAUUUAUAUUGGUGAACGUAUUUUACGUGAGAUACGUGCACGUCAAAACACAUAUAUAUCAAAAGUUGUUAUGCAUCCAUCAAAAGUGGUUGAAAUACAAAUCAAAAAAAAAAGUAUUGUGACCAAAGCAGGUCAAUACAUCUUUUUAUGCUGCCCUGCAAUAUCUAUAUUUGAAUGGCAUCCAUUUACUUUAACCUCUGCACCAGAAGAAGAUUAUAUAUCUGUACAUAUAAGGACUGUGGGUGAUUUUACUAGAGAAUUGGCAAAGAAAUUAGGUUGUGACUUUGAGGAAGAAGAAAGAUUACGUAAAAAAGCAAAGAGUGAAAAUCGUGUUAAAAGUACUUAUGAUGGAAUUGAUAUUUCAAUAAAUAGUCCAGAGUUGAAGAAAAUUUUACCUAGAGUGAUGAUUGAUGGUCCUUUUGGUAGUGCUUCAGAAGAUGUAUUUAAAUUUGAAGUUUCUAUAUUGAUUGGUGCUGGUAUUGGUGUAACACCUUUUGCAAGUAUUCUAAAAAGUAUUUGGUAUCGUGUAAACUAUCCAAAAAAAUCUACCAAGCUACGUAAAGUUUAUUUCUUUUGGAUUUGCCGUGAUUAUGAUUCAUUUGAAUGGUUCCAAUCAUUGUUACUAGCUAUUGAAGAACAAGAUAUUGAUCAAUUCAUUGAGAUCCACACUUAUCUUACAGCACGUUUACGAGAUUCCGAUAUUGGUAAUAUAUUAGUGAAUGAUGAUGGUAAUGUUAAAGAUACCAUUACUGGACUUCGUGCACCAACACAUUAUGGUAGACCAAACUGGGAUAAGAUUUUUUCAAAAAUGAGGGAUCAACAUCCCUCCACUGAUGUUGGUGUAUUCUUUUGUGGACCAAAACCACUGGGAAAAAUAAUAAAUACUAAAUGUAAUUUAUGGAGUCAAGGAUUUGAAGAGGGCACAAAUUUCGUUUAUGGAAAAGGAUAUAACGAAAUUCAAGGAUUUGAAAAAUCUCGUCACGAGGAAGCACCUGAACGUACGUGA
Entrophospora sp. SA101 is the source of this 1899-nucleotide messenger RNA. The record is from the annotation of a GenBank genome assembly. NCBI's taxonomy places the organism in Eukaryota, Fungi, Glomeromycota, Glomeromycetes, Entrophosporales, Entrophosporaceae.